AUGCAUCAUAGAAGUCCGAAGUUGCUCAUAGUGUAUCUCGGAGUAUUGUGCUUGUUUUUCACGGAGGUAAGGUGUGGCUGGCCACAGUGGAUUAGGAAGAAAGACUCGACUUACGGCCAAACAAGAACACUCACUGUAGACACAUUGCAUGCUGAGGUAUACACUGCAAAACCUACAAUUUUCAGGAAGACUGACACAUCCAAUUUCGAAGCAGCUAACCCGGCGGCCACAGCUCAACCAUAUUGGGGUGUGGAUGAUAAAUAUGAAAGCUUGGAAACUCCGCGAAGCUUUUUUCCCAAGUCAGAUAGCAUUUUGGACCAUGACGUACCGAAAACAGUACUGUCACUCUCGUCAAGCGACCGAAGCACGGAAAACUUUGAUUUGCUGGAUAUAAUAUUAGCAACGGAUCUGGAGGGGAAUAUACAUGCUCUUAGGCGGUCCACGGGCGAGGUCCAGUGGUCCAUAGAUAACGCCAGCCCACCUCUUAUCUCGGUGUCUGAAACAACGCAGCUACAAAAUGAGACACUGAUCGUUGAACCAUACGACGAGGGAAAUAUCUACUACUACAACAAUUUCCAAGGCUUGCAAAAGCUGCCCAUCUCAAUCAAGCACCUUGUGGAUUUAUCUCCAUUAGAUUUAAAGACCAAAAUUGUCAUUGACGAAGAUGGAACAACAUUUGACGACGAAAAAAUAUAUGCAGGCGCUCGGCAGUCUGUUGUAUACAACAUCGACAUCAAGAGUGGUCAAAUUGUGUCGGCAUACGGAGCAGGAACCGAAAAUUUUCCUAAUCACGAUACAGAGGUCGAUUGUAAUGAUUUCGAACCAGACGCGGUUUCGUGCGAUGACAUCUUUGUGCUGGGUAAGACAACUUACCAGCUCAGCAUUUACAACAAAAGCGGCAUUGUCUACAACGUAACAUAUGCGGUGUGGAAGCAAAAUACUGCAGACGCACAUUUGGCAUCGGAUUACACGCAAGCGUCCGAUGGCAUCUCAAUCGCGCCAUUUGAUGGUAAUUCUCUUCUAGCGGUAGAUUCUGAGUUAAGACACGCCAAAUGGAUCUCCCCACAGUUCCAAAGUACCAUCAACAGUAUUUUUGAUGUUUUCACUGAUAGAGAUACAAAAGAAAUGAUUCUCUUGCCACACCCCUUGAAUCCACGGUCCGAAGGUCGCGGUGAAAACAGUGUGUUAAUUGGGUUAACAUCCGGGAACAGUUUAUUCGCUAUGUCAGACGUGCACUAUCCCUCCCUAGUGGGCUCUGCUGCAAAUUCUGAGAUUUCGAGGCAGAAAAACGAUCUGCUUCUGCAUAUGGCUGGCAAUGAAACCGUAGAACAGACCAUACUGGGCGUUCAUAAAUUGCAAAACCUACAAUUCGAACAAGUUCGCCACAAUAGGACGAACGCCAUGCAGCCUUCUUUACCAGGCAGUUCCAGACUUCUUUUGGAUGGUCCAAAUAGAUCUCUCAGGACGUCGGAUGCCAUUGCUUUAGAAGCGACUUCACCAAAGGCACUCGAAAAAUAUGUUUCGAAAAGAGAACUUCAAGUGCUGCGCUUAGAGGCAGAGGAAAGAAUCACACGAGAGCUACUUUUGAAAGAUCGGAAGUCUUACGUGUUCAGAUUUGCAGACUUCGUUUACCGGAUUGUGGAAGGUGGGCUUAUGCUUGUAGUUUCGUUCUUCAUUCUUGGACUGCUGUCAAAAUUCAGGGUUUUGGCGCCCCUGCACAUAUGGUUGGAGCGCACGGGCUUAUUCAAAAGAGACAACACAAGUACUGGUCCAGUCGAAAUAGAGAAUGAUACUAGACCUCCACUCGAUCCGGCAGUUGAAGAAGUUAAUGCAAAACAUGUCAAGAUCGAGGAACCUGAAUCGAACGUUGAAGCGAUGCAAGAUAAUACUGCGUCGGCUGAUCGCAAGAAACGCAAGAGAGGAUCUAGGGGUGGGAAAAAACAAAGAAAAGAAUCUAGCCCUGCCGUUACAGAGGUUGAACCUCGGGGACCUGAUGUUGAAGCGGAAGGGGAUCUCCAACACUUGGUGGUGACCAAAAAAGUCCUUGGAUAUGGAUCGGCAGGGACCGUCGUAUUUCAAGGUACUUUUCAGCACAGACCGGUUGCCAUUAAGCGCAUGCUUAUUGACUUUUAUGAGGUGGGGACGCAAGAAAUUAAGCUUUUAACAGAAAGUGAUCAUCAUCCGAAUGUCGUGAGAUACUAUUGCUCGGAGACUUCGGGGCGUUUUCUUUACAUUGCCUUGGAACUAUGCACCGCAACAUUAGAGGAUGUCAUUGUGGGAAAAGGAUCGAGCUCAGCAAUAUUAGAAGCUCAAAGUGUACUUGAUCCGCUAAAUGUUUUACUUCAAAUUGCUCAAGGAGUCGCACAUCUGCACGCCAUAAAGAUUGUCCACCGGGACCUGAAACCUCAGAACAUUUUAGUGGCCCCCACAAGGAAAUACAUGCAACGUUUGAACAGUCAUCUUGCCCCAAUGAGGGUACUGAUUUCCGAUUUUGGCCUUUGUAAAAGACUAGGACCAGAUCAAUCGUCCUUUCACACACGUCAAGGGAAUGCGUCGGGUACAAGUGGUUGGAGAGCUCCCGAGCUUCUAGAAAUUGAUCACAACUGCAGCGAUAGCGAUAUCAAGGAUGACGAAACAGACCUCGAAAUUUUGGAGCCCUCUACUUUCGAUCCAUUCUACCACAAACGCCUGACAAGAGCUAUUGAUAUUUUUUCAAUGGGUUGCAUUUUUCACUAUGUGCUUUCAAAAGGUGGCCAUCCGUUCGGUGACAAAUAUUCUCGGGAUGCAAGCAUUUUGAGGGCAGAAUAUUCCCUAGACGGAAUAGAAAAGUCCUUGAGAGAUAGAUAUGCAAUCGUUGAGGCGACUGAUCUACUCACGAGAAUGCUUUCUCACAAACCUUCUGAGAGGCCGACAGCAGACGAAGUAAUCAAACACCCACUUUUUUGGCCUCUUCCAAAGAAGCUAGAGUUCCUGCUCAAAGUAAGCGAUCGGUUUGAGAUUGAGAGGCGAGUACCUCCAAGUGACCUUUUGUUGAAACUUGAAGCGGUAUCAGAAAAGGUCAUACCCAAUCGCGAUUGGACGGUCAAGUUUGAUACUAUCUUCAUGGAGAACCUAGGAAAAUAUCGAAAGUACAGCGGCGAAAAAUUGAUGGAUCUACUGAGGGCUCUUCGUAACAAAUACCAUCAUUUCAUGGAUUUGCCCCCAGAGCUUGCAGAGGUAAUGGGCCCAAUUCCAGACGGCUUUUAUCUUUUUUUUGCAAGAAGGUUUCCUCGUCUGCUUAUUGAAAUAUACUUCGUUGUCCAGGAGCACCUAAGAGAUGAUCAGAUUUUGGGAAGCUAUUUGUAG
Molecule: messenger RNA, 3345 nt
Organism: Lachancea sp. 'fantastica'
Lineage: Eukaryota; Fungi; Ascomycota; Saccharomycetes; Saccharomycetales; Saccharomycetaceae
Source: the annotation of a GenBank genome assembly